AUGUCUUACCAACAGCAACAGUGCAAGCAGCCCUGCCAGCCUCCUCCUGUGUGCCCACCCCCAAAGUGCCCUGAGCCUUGCCCUCCUCCAAAGUGCCCUGAGCCUUGUCCUCCCCCAAAGUGCCCUGAGCCUUGCCCUCCUCCCCAAUGUCAGCAGAAAUUGCCUCCUGUGCAACCUCCUCCACCCUGCCAGCAGAAGUGCCCACCCAAUAGCAAGUGA
Arvicanthis niloticus (Nile rat) is the source of this 219-nucleotide messenger RNA. The record is from RefSeq and is a predicted model, not a curated record. NCBI's taxonomy places the organism in Eukaryota, Metazoa, Chordata, Mammalia, Rodentia, Muridae.